AGGGUGAACAGUUUCUGAGGACGCUGUGCAAGAUCUCACCCACAACCCCAGCCCCGGAAGAUGGGGAACUGCCUCAAAUCCCUGACCUCAGAUGACAUCUCCCUGCUUCAAGAGUCUCAGUCCGACCUGGCUAGCGUUGGCGAGCGGACGGAGCCAGAUCAGGAGCCGCAGCAGCCGCCAUAUCAGGAACAAGUUCCCGUUCCCGUCUAUCAUCCAACACCUAGCCAGACUCGGCUAGCAACUCAGCUGACUGAAGAGGAACAAAUUAGAAUAGCUCAAAGAAUAGGCCUUAUACAGCAUCUGCCUAAAGGAGUUUAUGACCCUGGAAGAAGUGGAUCAGAAAAAAAGAUCGGGGAGUGUGUGAUCUGUAUGAUGGACUUUGUUUAUGGGGACCCAAUCCGAUUUCUGCCGUGCAUGCACAUCUAUCACCUGGACUGUAUAGAUGACUGGCUGAUGAGAUCCUUCACGUGCCCCUCCUGCAUGGAGCCGGUUGAUGCAGCUCUGCUCUCAUCCUAUGAGACUGAGCCAGGGUCUCUGUCGGACUUCAAGUGAACCAUCAUUUUUGGUGGUUCUGAUCUUUUGUCACUGAGCCCAAAGAGCCAGGGAUUAGGAAUUAAGAUCAUGCACAAAAGUUUCCUAAAAAUUUCUGGAUGGCUGCAGAUGUUGAGGAAAGUAUGUGAUAUUUUAGAAACUUAUGGGGGAAAGUAGGAUGGAUGGUAUUUUUAUGUAAAGCUUUGACCCAGUGUUUAAAAUAUAAUUGUUAU
Peromyscus leucopus (white-footed mouse) is the source of this 764-nucleotide messenger RNA. RefSeq names its product RING finger protein 11-like. NCBI's taxonomy places the organism in Eukaryota, Metazoa, Chordata, Mammalia, Rodentia, Cricetidae. The coding region runs from base 61 to 552 and encodes 163 amino acids. The record is from RefSeq and is a predicted model, not a curated record. The transcript has a single exon.